UUCUAGAGACUCAGAAAGCGCCGAGAGAAGCAAGAUGGCGGACGUGCUGGAUCUUCACGAGGCGGGGGGCGAAGAUUUCGCCAUGGAUGAGGAUGGGGACGAAAGCAUCCACAAACUAAAAGAAAAAGCAAAGAAACGGAAGGGCCGCGGCUUUGGCUCCGAAGAGGGGUCCCGAGCGCGGAUGCGGGAGGAUUACGACAGUGUGGAGCAGGACGGCGAUGAACCUGGACCACAGCGCUCUGUUGAAGGUUGGAUUCUCUUUGUCACUGGAGUCCACGAAGAAGCCACUGAAGAAGAUAUCCAUGACAAAUUCGCUGAAUAUGGGGAAAUAAAAAAUAUUCACCUUAAUUUGGACAGGCGCACGGGAUACUUGAAGGGGUAUACUCUAGUUGAAUAUGAAACAUACAAAGAGGCUCAGGCUGCCAUGGAAGGACUAAAUGGUCAAGAUUUGAUGGGGCAGCCAAUCAGUGUGGACUGGUGUUUUGUUCGUGGACCACCAAAGGGCAAGAGGAGAGGAGGCCGAAGACGAAGCAGGAGUCCAGACCGGAGACGCCGUUGAUAAAUCCUCUGUCGACUGGGUGGUCUCUCUACAAGUCCAUUUGGUUAUGCUGCCUUGGAUAAACAGGGCUAGGGCGGACCUUGUGUUUAUAUUUAAUUUCUUACCCUAUCUACUUGGCAUUGCUUUUGAGUUUUAGAAAAAAAUAAAUGUUCCAUUUUGUUUUCUAUGUUUAUUACUUUACUGUUCUGGAAACUGAACAACUACAGUGGGGCAUUGUGAAUGAUUGUGAAGAUCCUUCUGUCUGGCGUGGCAUUCUAAGUUUCUAGAAAGGCUCAUGGAGACUGUUCAGCAUUUCUUUGUCUUAGAAGAUAAGGGUAGGGAUAAUGAGAUUUUUCUUGUGGAAUUAAGGAAUGUAUUUUGCAUAACUCUUGUGAGCAGAUGUUAUAUUAGUGUCUCUUGCUUCUCUGUCAGAGCCUGUGCAGCUGGCCUUGAACUUCAGGGGCUUUGUGAUGCUUAGCCUACUCUAUGUUGAAUAUGGUGCUGAACUGUGAAGUUUAUUAGUUCUUACAAUGUAAAAGAAACCCAGCUUGAUGGGCUGGAGAGAUGGCUCAGUAGUUAAGGGCACUGACUGUCCUUCCAGAGGUCCUGAGUUCAAUUCCCAGCACCCACAUGGUGGCUCACCAUGGGAUCCCAUGCCCUCUGAAGAUAGCUACAACAUACUCAUAUAAAUAAUUUUUUUUUUUAAGAAAAAAAACCCAGCUUGGGUACUAUGUAACAAUAUGCACACCUUUAAUCCCAGCACUUGGGAAGCAGGUGGAUCUUUUGGUUUAAGGCCAACCUGGUCUACAGGAGAGUUUUAGGAUAGCCAGGGCUGCACAGAGAGAUCCUGUCUCAAGAAAAAAAGACAUUGCUAUCCCUUUAUCAUAGGGUUUUGGUUGUUUUUUUUUUUGGGGGGGGGUUUUGUUUUUUUUUUUAAUUUUUCUGAGACAGGGUUUCUCUGUGUAGCCCUGACUGUCUCCCCUGUGCCUCCCAGGUGCUAGGAUUAAAGGCGUGCACCACCACUGCCCGGCUUUUAUCAUAGUUUUUAGUUGAAAUUAUUUUUUGGUAUGUCUGUAGCAGCUGGUUUGUUGUUUGUGUAGGUCCCUAUGUGACCCACACUGGCCUCAGACUGAUGUUCCUGUCUCUCUCUCCCCAGUGCAUAAUGGCAAAUAUUAAACUUAACGUUUUUUCAGAUGCUAUUGGCCCUUCUCUUCCUUUUGAUAAAUUGCUUGGGGUUUGAAUUGAAUUGGUUAAGAAUAUAUCUUAGUUGAGAUUUGCAGGGUUUAGGAUGCCUUGGUGGUUUCUGAGAAGGUAGAUUAAAUAAGUAUUGGUUUUGUGGAAGAUACGCCUGGUUCUCAGAUUUCUAGCUGUUGUAAGGUAUUUGGAAGAGUGAGUUGAGUAAGCAUGAGGUCCUGAGGGCUGGUAAACAGUAUCAGCCAGAGAACCAGUAGGUGAGCUGCCUGGAUAGGAAGGGUAUGGUCACGUAGUUGGGAAGAUGCUCUUCUGGCUUUACUCUGAGAAAUAAGAAUAGCUCAUAGGGAUUAGAGAUGUGGCUCAGUUGGUAGAAUGACUGCCUAGUAUGCACAGCCCCAGGCUUUAUAACAGGACCAAAUGGGUACGACACUCCUGCCUUUGAUCCUGGCACUUACUGGGGAGGUGAAGGCUAAAGAAUCAUAAGUUGAAGUCAUCCCCAGCUGCAUAGCCAGGUGGAGGAUUAGCCUAUGAGAUCUUGUCCUGGGUGAAAGGGGAUGGAAAGGGGGGAAACCUCAUCAAUUUACUGUGUGACCUUCUAACUCCCCUUCUUUAUACAGAACUUAACCAUGUACAGUAGAAACCCUCUUUAACAUACUAUGACUUUAAAACUUGAGCUUAAAGAAGUAAGCAAUUUCUUGGGGCUGGUGAGAUGGCUUAGCGGGUGGGUAAGAACCACCUCUUCCAGAGGUCCUAAGUCCAAAUCCAGCAACUACAUGGUAGCUCACAACCACCUGGAAUGAGAUCUGAUGCCCUCUUCUGGUGUGUCUAACGUCUGCUACAGUGUACUUACAUAUAAUAAUAAAUAAAUCUUUAAAAAAAGGCAA
This is a messenger RNA of Mus musculus (house mouse), 2616 nucleotides long. RefSeq names its product RNA binding motif protein 8a (gene Rbm8a). Gene Ontology annotation, molecular function: mRNA binding; RNA binding; nucleic acid binding. The transcript has 6 exons. Gene Ontology annotation, cellular component: nucleus; cytoplasm; nuclear speck. The record is from RefSeq and is marked validated. NCBI's taxonomy places the organism in Eukaryota, Metazoa, Chordata, Mammalia, Rodentia, Muridae. Gene Ontology annotation, biological process: RNA processing. The coding region runs from base 35 to 559 and encodes 174 amino acids.